This is a messenger RNA of Styela clava, 750 nucleotides long. RefSeq names its product microsomal glutathione S-transferase 1-like. The record is from RefSeq and is a predicted model, not a curated record. NCBI's taxonomy places the organism in Eukaryota, Metazoa, Chordata, Ascidiacea, Stolidobranchia, Styelidae. Gene Ontology annotation, cellular component: membrane.
GAUAGCACUUGGGAAAAUUUUAGUCAUUUUUGUUGCGGAGAUGAACUGGGGCGAGUUCGCCGACAUGAACUGAGGACGAACUCAUUUAUACUCGCGCCUUUUAUAGGGGUCCACAUUGUUGUUGGUCAACAGCGUAUGACCAACUCAUUGUACAGUCGAUACUGAGUGGUCAAUUCCAUAUCUCGAUAUUUUUGUCUAGUUUCAGCAUCAGACAUUUUAGAGUAAGUAUAGGACAAAGCGUAUCAAAAUGCAAGUUAUUAGCAUAGAAAAUGAAGCAUUACGCGAUUUGAUGAAAUAUGGGAGCGUAUUACUGCUGAAAAUGAUUUGUAUGUCCAUACUGACCUCCGCAUAUAGAGCCGUAUAUCAGUCUUUCCCCGUGGAAGAGGAUGCCAAGGCAGUUGCUGGUGAAGAUAAAGAGAUGCAAAGGAAGUUAUUGGUAAAGAACCCUAACGUAGAAAGGAUACGUCUCGCGCAUUUGAACGACUUGGAAAAUAUCGUGCCGUUUUUUAUCAUUUCAAUGCUGUAUAUUGCUUCUGAACCAAGUCCUCAAACAGCGAAGUUAUUAUUCCAGAUAUUCGUGGGAAGUCGUUUUGCUCAUACUGUAAUCUACCUGAACGGAGUUCGCCAACCACUUCGUGGAAUGGCCUUUACUGUUGGUUUUCUUGUAAAUUUUUACAUGGCUAUUCAAGUGCUGUUAGUGUCAGCUUGGUUGUAGAUUUUUAAACUCCAUAAUAAAAACUUGAAAUCGUG